Molecule: messenger RNA, 6993 nt
Organism: Oryzias latipes (Japanese medaka)
Lineage: Eukaryota; Metazoa; Chordata; Actinopteri; Beloniformes; Adrianichthyidae
Gene: sbf2
Product: SET binding factor 2
Cellular component (GO): cytoplasm; membrane
Molecular function (GO): guanyl-nucleotide exchange factor activity
Source: RefSeq, a predicted model, not a curated record
GAUUUUGCACGCAAGCGCAGUGACGCUCCUCCUGUCAAACAUGGCUGUGCUUUGGAAGGAGGAAAAAUGCUGAAUUGUGUUGGUAUAUUAGGCGAAAAGCAAAAGACAUGGCUAGAUUGGCUGACUACUUUGUUGUGGUGGGAUACGAUCAGGAGAAAGCCGCAGGUUCAGGAGAAGGAUGUGGAAAGAUUAUUCAGCGGUUCCCCAAGAAAGACUGGGAGGGUACAGCCUUUCCCCAGGGUGUGGAAAUGUUCUGUCAGCCUGGAGGUUGGAGGUUGUACAGGGAGAGGAAAGCUCCCACAUUCUUCACCGUUGUGUUGACAGAUAUUGAUUCGGACCGACACUACUGCUCCUGCCUCACUUUCUAUGAGGCAGAAGUCAAUCUUCAGGGUUCAAAGAACAUAGAGGCUGAUGGAGAUGAAGAUGAGGAGGCAGAGGAAGACAGCCUAAUCCACCCAGCUCAAGUGUUUGCACCAAAAAGUCUCAUUCUCGUGUCCCGGCUGGAUUAUCCUGAAAUAUUCCGGGGAUGCUUGGGUCUGAUCUACACUGUUUACAUUGAUUCCAUGAGUUUCGCUUUAGAGGUUCUGGUGGCCAACCUCUUUACCUUCCAGGUCCCUGUUGCUGGAGGCUCUCAGAAGCUUUUCAGCCUGGGAGCAGGAGAUCGGCAGCUCAUCCAAACACCUCUCAACAACAAUUUGCCUGUUACACACAAAAGUGUCGCCAUGCUUUUCCAGCAGUUGGGAAUCCAAAAUGUUCUCAGUCUUUUUUGUGCAGUUCUGACCGAGCACAAGGUUUUGUUCCACUCCAGCAGCUACCAGAGGCUUGGGGAGGCGUGCCGCGCCCUCGAAGCACUUAUGUUUCCUCUUAAGUACAGUUACCCUUAUAUUCCAAUUCUACCUUCACGCCUGCUGGAGGUGCUAAGCUCGCCCACCCCCUUCGUCAUUGGAGUGCACUCAAUGUUUCAAAAUGAAAUCCAGGAUCUGUUGGAUGUUAUUAUUGCUGACUUGGAUGGAGGAACGAUAAAGAUUCCUGAGUGUAUUCACUUGUCCCUGCUCCCAGAACCUCUGUUGCAUCAAACGCAGACCUCUCUGUCACUAGUUCUGCACCCUGAUUUGGAAAUAGCAGACAAUGCGUUUCCUCCCCCUCGCACUGCGCCCUCCAAUCUUAAACUGUUGGACAAGGAGGUAAGGGCCGUCUUUCUCAGGCUGUUUGCACAACUCUUCCAGGGCUACAGGUCUUGCCUGCAGCUCAUCCGUAUCCACUCUGAACCUGUUAUUCACUUUCACAAGACUGCCUUCUUGGGUCAGCGUGGCCUCAUCGAAAAUGAUUUCCUGACCAAGGUUUUGGAUGGCAUGGCCUUCGCUGGCUUCGUCUCAGAGAGAGGUCCACCAUACAGAGCCUGUGAUCUGUUUGAUGGGCUGGUGGCCUUAGACUUCAACAGCUUUAAGGAAGAAGAAGUCAAUCCUGCCAAGCUGCAGAAGCACAUCAGGGAGCUCUCUGAGCAGAUGUACAAAAAUGAGAACCCAAACCCCCACAUGGCAUUCCAGAAAGUGCCUUGGCCGUCUGAAGGAUCCCACCUGCGUGUCCACCAGGUACCUUUUCCCCUGCUGGAUGAGGAGAAGGUGGAGAGUAUGCUGCUGGAGGGCAUAGCCAAACUCAGCGGCACGCCUCCCUGCACCCGAACUGAGAAGAAAUGUGUCGUACCUGCCGGACCCGCUGUUGUGUCCAUUAUGGGUAAGAGUGGCUCUGUGUUUAACAGCGCCCGAAGGCUAGAGGUGGUGAGGAACUGCAUUUCCUUUAUCUUUGAUAACAAGACCCUGGAGACCGAAAAGACGUUGCCUGCUGCACUACGUGCACUGAAAGGUAAAGCAGCCUGCCAGUGUCUCACAGAGGAGCUGAGUCUUCACGUUCAGCAGAACCGCGCCAUACUGGACCACCAGCAGUUUGACUACAUCAUUCGCAUGAUGAACUGUGCAUUGCAGGACUGCUCCGGCUCAGAGGAGUACACCAUAGCUGCUGCACUGCUGCCUCUGUCCACAGCCUUUUUCAGGAGACUGGCUGCUGGAGUGAACCAGUUUGCCUACACCUGCAUACAGGACCAUCCUGUCUGGACCAACCAGCAGUUCUGGGAAUGUACCUUCUAUAGUGAAGUCCAGAGCCAGAUCAGAGCUCUUUAUCUUAACACUCCGGAGGAAACAGGUGGAGCCUCCCUCAGGAUCAUGGAUGAGGGCCACGCGCCUGCAGCCAGCACGGGCGAGGAGCAGACCGCCAUGGACCUGGCAGCCGAACAGCUCCGCUUGUGGCCCAGCCUGAGCAAAGAAAGGCAACAGGAGCUGGUGAAGAACGAAGAAAGCACGGUUUUCAGCCAGGCCAUCCACUAUGCCAGCCUCAUGGUUUAUCUGCUGGUUCCUUUGGACACCAGCAAGAUCAAGCUGCUGCGCAGCACACCUGCUGCUGACUGGGAGAGUGGCAGUAACAGCAUUGUGACAAACAGCAUCGCUGGCAGUGUGGCGGAGAGCUUUGACACAGAAAGUGGGUUUGAGGACUCCGAAAACAGCGACGUUGCAAACUCUGUGGUCAGGUUUGUCGCCCGCUUCAUCGACAAGGUGUGCACAGAGAGCGGAGUCACACAAGAGCACAUCAAGAGCCUGCACAGCAUGAUUCCAGGCAUUGUGGCAAUGCAGAUGGAGGCUUUGGAGGCAGUUCACAGGGAGAGCAGGAGGCUGCCUCCAAUUCAGAAGCCCAAGAUUUUGCGUCCAGCUCUGCUGCCUGGUGAGGAAUUUGUGUCGGAGGCGCUGCGGGUGAUGCUGGACCCAGACGGCAGGGAGGAAGCCACUGGGGGCCUCCUCGGGGGCCCCCAUAUUCUACCAGCAGAGGGGGCCCUUUUUCUUACCACAUAUCGCAUAAUCUUCAAAGGCAUUCCUCACGACCCACUAGUGGGAGAGCAGACGGUUAUCAGGGCCUUUCCUGUGUCCACUCUGACCAAAGAGAAGAAGAUCAGCAUUCAGAACCAGCUGCAGCAGCACAUGCAGGAAGGCCUGCAGCUCCGGUCUGCAUCUUUCCAGCUAAUAAAGGUAGCUUUUGAUGAGGAAGUUAGCUCAGAGAUGGUGGAGAUCUUCAGGAAACACCUCCAAAGAAUCCGCUAUCCUCAGUCCAUCUUCAGCUCCUUUGCCUUUGCAGCAGGACAAACAACCCCUCAACUGAUCCUUCCAAAGCAGAAGGAGCGUAACACUGGCCUCAAAACACUGUCUAAGAGCAUAGUCAAAGGAGCCAAACGGGCUGGAAAGAUCACCAUGGGCCUUGGUAGUCAGAAUUCACUGAAAAAGGCUGACCGAAGCAGCCGGAUGAUCUAUCAUGAAGACGAUGACAUUUCAAUAUCGGACGAAGAGCCUCCACCCAGCAGCACCUUACGGGCGUCAGAGAAGUCCACUAUGGAGCAGCUGGUGGAACAGUCUUGUUUCCGUGACUACCAGCGUCUGGGCCUGGGCACCAUCACUGCCAGCUCAUCUCGCUCCAAGUCAGGCGAGCAGUUCAGGAUCACAGCUGUAAACAGGCUGUACUCCCUCUGCCGCAGCUACCCAGCACUGCUGGUUGUUCCACAGGCGGUGCAAGACAGCAGUUUGUAUAAAGUGUCCCGCUGCUACAGGCACAACCGGCUGCCUGUGUUGUGCUGGAAGCAUUCCCGCACCAAAGCAGUGCUGCUGCGCUCCGGAGGCUUUCACGGCAAGAGUGUGGUGGGACUGUUCAAGUCGCAGAACCCCUCUUCAACCUCUCCUGCCUCGUCCUCGGAUUCCUCUAGUAGCCUCGAGCAGGAGAAGUAUCUGCAAGCUAUCCUCAACUCCAUCCCUGUCUACUUCAAAAUGAAUGGAAACAACACACUGACCAACCGAUCCCUCAUUGGGCUCUCACCAGGGAGUGAAAGACGAACGCCCAGAAUGCAAAAGAUGGCUCCUGUCCAUUUAGACACCCCCUUCUCGAAUAGCUUUACCAGAGGAGUGCUUGAGUACAAAGAUAAACUGUUCACUCACUCAAACCCAAAGCCUACCGCUAAGGAGAGAAUCCUCGAUCAAGGCAUGUGGGCAAGCCUGCGCUCCAGCAGCAGACUGAGUCAGCAUCCAUCAAUGGCGCAAGUGGGUGCCAAGCUUGCAGGGAAGGAUCUGGCACCCCCUGCAGGGAGCAGCAGCCUCCAAGCUCAGCUCCUCAAGCAUCAGGCUGCUCUUUACAUCUUUGGGGAAAAGUCGCACCUGAAGGGCCUUAGAGUGGACUCUUCUUUGAACUGUGAAUUGGUGCCGGUGGAGUUUGCAGAAACAAGGCAAGUGAAGGCUUCCUUUAAAAAGCUGCUGAGGGCCUGCGCCCCCAGCUCCACCCCAUCCGACUCCGAAGACUCCUUCCUUAAAGCCCUGGAGGACUCUGAGUGGAUCCAGCAGCUGCACAAGAUCCUCCAGCUGGCACUAUUUCUGGGGGAGCUUCUGGACACCGGCUCGUCAGUUCUGGUCAGCCUGGAAGACGGCUGGGAUCUUACCACGCAAGUGGUGUCUCUGGUGCAGCUGCUGAGCGAUCCUUUCUACCGGACUCUGGAAGGCUUCCAGGUUCUCCUGGAAAAAGAAUGGUUCUCCUUCGGCCACAAAUUCUGCCAAAGGAGCAACCUGAGUCCCAACAGUCAGGGCAGCGGCUUCACGCCCAUUUUCCUGCAGUUCUUGGACUGCGUGCACCAGAUUUUGGAGCAAUAUCCCCUGGAGUUCGAGUUUAAUCAGUAUUAUCUAAAGUUCCUGGCCUACCAUCACAUCUCUAACCGCUUCAAGAACUUCCUGUUGGACUCUGAAUAUGAGCGCUUGGAACAUGGGCUGCUGUUUGACGAUAAAGGGGAUAAACAGACUCGCAAAGGCAUCUGCAUCUGGGACUGUAUCAACAGGAUGCACCGGAGGAGUCCUAUCUUCUUCAACUUUCUCUACAAGCCCUCAGACAGUGUCGCCGUUCUGAAGCCAUUUGUUGCCGUGUCGAGUCUGACCAAAUGGGACUUCUUCACCGAUGAGACUCUGUCAGUGGGACCGGGCUACGACUGGAGGAUGAUGGCCGUGAGGUCCGACGGUUCGACGGAGACGGACGCCAUCGCCAACAGCAAGAGGAGGAUAGUUUGGCCGUGUUACAGCAGCGUCAGCCACGCCCAGCCGGACGCCAUCACCAAACUGCUGGCCGACAUCGAGAAGCUGGAAGGCGAGCUGAACCAGACCCAGGAGAAAUGGCAGACCACUCUGGAAAGAGUCCAAAUUAGCAUACAGGAAGAUAUCAAACAAGAAGAGAAUCAGCUCCGUAAACAAUCAGUAUCCAUCUCGGGCGUGACCCCCACCUCCAACCUCCAGGCUUUCCAUCGGCGCUCCAUGCUGCACCUGCCGGACAGUGGACUGGCUGAUGACCACACCUCCUCCACAGCCAAUGGCGUCAACCGCCGUGCCGCAACGCUUUACAACCAGUUUACCCCAAAGAGCGAGGAGAACAGGUCCUAUGAGGGGAUCUUGUACAAACGCGGAGCGCUGUUGAAAGGUUGGAAACCCCGCUGGUUUGUGCUGGACGUUACAAAACACCAGAUGAGAUACUACGACACCGGCGAAGACACAAACUGCAGGGGUCACAUUGAUCUAGCUGAAGUGGAGUCUGCAAUGACCGCCACCCCUUCAUUAGGAGCCCCCAAGCACAUCAACGAAAAGGCUUUCUUUGAUCUAAAAACCAGCAAGAGAGUCUACAACUUCUGCGCGUCGGACGCUCAGAGCGCUCAGGUAUGGAUCGACAAGAUCCAGAGCUGCAUCUCCGACGCCUGAAAGCUGGAGUGAAAAGACACAAAAGCCACUGUGGGGCUGCAUCAGUGGCCUGUCAGCAUCUCCCACUUCCUUAGACCUUUGGGGACUUCUGUAAAAGUGGCUGAUAGUGAAAGAUCGGUUGUCUUUACCCGCCACCGAGCAGCCAAAGCGUCCAACUCCUCGGCCUGGCCUGUCAGCUCCUUCUGACACCGAUGAAGUGAAGAUAAGCUGAAGUUUUUAGGGGAAAAUGCACUACCAAGGAAAUGUAAUCCUACUUGGCUGUAAAUACUUUAAAGCAAUAUCACUGACCAAUUGAAAAACUGUGGCUUAACUUUUAAACAUAUAUUUAAAAAAAAAAGAUAAAACAGCUUGAAAACCCUUAUUUUCUAUCAAGUAUUUUACUACAUGGAAAAGUGAUGGCUGCUUGAUGAACAUGCAAAUCGCCACAAACUCUGUUUGAUGCACAACAUUGAAAAGCUGUUUGCACUUGGCGCUAAAGUACGCACUCCUUAUCAGAAAUAGAUGGUCUAAAGAGAUGCAGACAGCCAGGUUAAGGAAUUCCUUUAGACGGCGACUCUUCCUCAUGACAGAUUUAAUCCAAAAUAAUUUGCACAGUGACUUCAGAAAUACUUUUCUUUUUCUAUUUAAACAUGUUCCCACUAUUUUUGCUGAAUGUUUAUUGACUGUUGCAUAACACAUGUGACUAGUGUGAUGUAAAUUAUUCUUUUUUUGUUGUUUUUUAUUAAAAGCGUACCUGUGCAAGUAUGGUUGAAUCGUGUUUUCUGCAAGUAUCUUUGACAUUUCAUCUUGUAGACUGUAUGUGAAGAACAUACUUUUCUCACACAGAUUCUGAUGUGAGCGAGUUGUGUUUGUAUGUUGGUGCAAAAACCUAAGUGGCCUGUUCCGUCUUUGUGAUUCUAAAAAUGUUGUGUUUAUUUUGUUGUUGUUGUCCAGACAGGCUUUGUGUCCUUCAAGGGCCUUUUAAACUCAUGUAUCUGUGUUCUUUAUCUUUUUCGUCUUUUCUGUUUCACUUUUUACAAUCUGUACAGCUUCAUUCCAAAAAAAAAAGGAAAGAAGAAGCACAACAAACAAUUCAAAGAUGUUUGACAAUUUUUUUAAGUUCUUUUUAUGUUCAAGUAUCUUUGUACCAUCUAGUGUUUCCACUAAACUUUUGAAAAUAAAUUAAAUUUACUUGAAA